UGGAGGCGAAGACAUAUCAUUUACAACACAUUGUCGCCGUACUUGUUUUUCCUGAUUCCUAUGAGCCACUUUGCUAGCGCAUCGUCUUUGUUUUUCCACACUUCGAGGAUACGUAAGAGCAAAAAAAGAUCAUUUGAACUAAUGUUUUCCUUUUUCUUGUUGUCACUGCACUUUUGUCUCUCCCACACGUCCUACCUUCCACUGACGUGUUUUUUGUUUACCGUCACAUGUGACUCUCUCUGUUUUCGAGAAACCAGGGCGGCAAAACAAGUUUCCUGCGUCCCGCGGGGGGUGUGGAGGAGUUCCCGUGGGGCCACAACACGCAGACUCCUCCUGAUAUCAGAGGAGGCUUUUUGCACAGGAGGAGGCCCGUGGGAUGAGUCACUCAAACUGAAAGCCAGCUGCUAUUUUAAAACGCAAGGAUGGACGAGGAUGGUGGCGAGCCAACGACUUAUGUGUCCACAGUGCGCCUGCUGCUCGGGGGGCGCACACGCAAUCGACCGGAACCGCUCGCCGACGGGACGGGGAUGAGAAACGCUGCGGGAAUCUUCCGUCCAACAGGUGAGAAAUUUCAUCCUCAUGAAUCAAAUUCCAAAAAUGGCGUUGCCAGAACAUUGAGCUGCAAGAAUUCUUCUGGAAGUCAGUCCUGUGGUGCAGAAUUACACAUUAAAGAGACAAACAAAACUUGCAGUCCAGACGCUAUGGAGCUCAAGACAGAAAACACGGAAGCGCCCGGAAAAGACAGUGGACGCAGGACAGAAGCUGAAGCUGAAGCCGGUUCUCCUGUGCACUUUCUGGAGCCACCGGAGCACGUGGCCGUUCGGGUUGGCGAGGAGGCCCGCUUGCAUUGCGACUUCCGCACGUCCUCCGUCCCCGUGGCCUGCUGCUGGAUUUUCAACAGAGGAAAGGCGGUUCUGCCAGACCCGAGGAUGUCUGUCAGUAGCGACGACGCGCACAGCAGCCUGUUGAUCUCAGAGGCUCAACCGGAGGACACGGGUUCUUACACGCUCAUCGCUCGGAACCGAAACGGUUCCAACGAACACACUGUCUCGCUCAGCGUCAUACAUCGUCCCGAUCCGCCCGCGUCUCAUCCGGUGGUCUCCCAGCUGUCUGCCGAGUCCCUCGUCCUCUCCUGGACGGGUCCCAGCUUUGACGGAGGCACGGCCGUGUUGGGUUACAUCGUGGAAGUCCGGCGGCUGGGCGCCGACGCAUCUGGGGACUGGACGGAAAUAGCCGAGCGGUGUAAGAACACCUCAACCCAGGUCAGCUCGGGCCUGGAGCCCUACGGAAAGUACCGCUUCCGAGUCCGGGCCUACCAUGCCGAAGGGGUCAGCGAGCCCAGUCAGGAGUCGGACUGCGUCACAAUGGCAACGAUCAAAGAAAAGAACGACAUGGGACGUUAUGUCAAAGUGGUGAUUGAUACUAAACGGGAGCUGCAGGACCACUACAACAUCCAUGAGAAGCUUGGAGUCGGGAAGUUUGGGGAGGUGUUCCGUCUGUCCCACAAAGAGUCGGGCGAGGUGUACGCAGGGAAGUUCUACCGGGCCAAGAGCUCCAAAGAACGCUCGGCCGCCCGGCGGGAGAUCGAGCUGAUGAACUGCCUCCACCACCCCAAACUGGUCCAGUGUCUGGCGGCCUACGAGGCCCCCACCGAGACGGUCAUGGUCAUGGAGUAUAUCGCAGGCGGGGAGCUUUUCGAGCGCAUCGUAGACGACAACUUUGAGCACACGGAGCCCACCAGCGCCGGCUACAUGCGACAGAUCCUGGAGGGCAUGCUGUACGUGCACAAGCAGAACAUCGUCCACUUGGACCUCAAGCCCGAGAACAUCGUCUGCACCGAUCACACAGGAACGUGCAUCAAGAUUAUCGACUUUGGCCUGGCGAGUAAACUGGAGGAGGGUAAGCCUCUCAUGGUGAUGCACGGAACGCCAGAGUUUGUGGCCCCCGAGGUGAUCAGCUACGAGUCCGUGGGAGUGGAGACGGACAUGUGGAGCAUCGGAGUCAUCUGCUUCAUCUUGCUAAGCGGAGAGUCGCCCUUCCAGGGAAACAGCGAUGCCGAGACGUUCGCUCUCGUCACCGCAGCUCAUUACAACUUCGACCCGGAGAGUUUCGAGGACAUCUCCGACCAAGCCAAGGACUUCAUCAGUGGCCUUCUGAAGAAAGAGCGCAGGAGCAGGUUGUCGUGCAUAGAGGCCCUGGUCCACCCCUGGAUGGCCUCCUUCACAUCUCUGAACCGCAGGCCCACAAAGUCCCUCAGGAAGGAGAAGAUGAGACGCUUCCUGGCCAAGUGCAAGUGGAAGAAAACCGGCAAGGCUGUUCUGGCCCUGCAGCGCAUGUCCAACCUUUACAACAGGCCAGACUCUCCUGGCAGCAACUCGGACGAGCCGAGCUGGAGCCGAGAGGCAGAGGAGGCCAUUCGCUCGCUGGAUAAGCAGCUGCACAGCGAGCCGCGCUUCCGGGAGCCCCUGAGGGACGCCAGCCUCCCCGCGGGAGCCACCGCUCGUCUGGAGUGCCGAGUGGACGGUUACCCUCAUCCGGAAGUGAAAUGGCUCCAAGAUGACAAGCCGAUUCCUGAGUCGACCCGAGUGCAGCUGGAAUACGGCGAAGACGGCCGCUGCUCGCUGGUGUUGGCCGGCGCGGAAGCGUCGGACGCCGGCGUGUACGUGUGCCGGGCCAGCAACCAGCUCGGGGCGGCCUUGUGUUCUGCCCGACUCAAAGUGGACAUGUGAAGCAAAAACGGGAACGGCAGUCCCCACGCACUUAAGUAUUCUUUUUGUGAGCGCAUGCUGUUACAAGGUCAAACGUUUGCAUUAUUCGACACAAGUUGAGAACAUUGUACUUUUAUUUUUUUUGCACAGUCCAUGUUCAAUGUGAAUCUUUAAAUGGCAUUCAUAAUUAAAGGCUACAUUUGAAAGACAAAACACAUAGAGGAGUUGAUGUCAAAUUGGUGCUUCAGUCACUCCAGAGGACAGCUUUUCAAGUAGAUGUUUUCUAUUUGUCUUGAUGUCAAAGUUGCACGUCAGUCACUAUAGUGGGUAAGUACUCAAGUGAGUCUUGGGGUCAAAGUUGCGCAUCAGCGACUAUAGAGGACUGCGAAUGGAAAAAGAUGUUUUCUUUUGUACUCUUGUCAAAUUUGUCCAUCAGUCACUAAAGUUAACUAUUCAAAAGCAGCUCCUUUCAUUGAUGUGCAUAAGUCUUAAUGACAGUUUCAUUUUGAAUAGCUUUCCACUGAUGUGCAUGAGUCUUGUCAAAAUUGCUUAUCAGUGACUACAGUGGACAACUUUUUAAAAGCUUAUGUACAUCAUUCAUUACAGUGGGCGGGUACCCAAAAAGCUGGUAUCUUUUAUAAUCUUGACAUCAAACAUGCAAAUCAGUCACAACAGUGGACAACUAUUCAAAAUGUAUGAUCAAGUCUUUGUGUCACAGUUGCGCAUCAGUCACUACAGUUGACAGCUAUUGAAAAAGAUGUUUUCUGUAAGUGUGAGUCAAUGCUAAAGUUGUAAAUAAGGCACUACAGUGGACAGCGUUUCAAAAGCUGCUUUCACUUUUGUGCAAGUCUUAAUGACAAAGUUGAGCAUCAGUCACUACAGUGGAAAUCCAAUUAAAAACUGUUUUUGUAUCAGGCACUACAGUAGACAAAUAGCUCAAAUACGGCAUUUUCUUCUCUAGUCAGACUUCCGCAUAUAGUAGAAAGCGGCUUUUCAAAAGCUGCCGACUGUCGUGACUGAUGCACAAGAGGUGUUGAAUAUGUUAAAAUGAGAAUUUCUCACAUCUUGAUCAAAUAAAGGCUAUGAUUUGUGGAAAUGCUCCACAGCACAGAAACAAUAAUAAAUGCAUUACAGUGAA
This is a messenger RNA of Phycodurus eques (leafy seadragon), 3846 nucleotides long. RefSeq names its product myosin light chain kinase, smooth muscle-like. Gene Ontology annotation, biological process: protein phosphorylation. NCBI's taxonomy places the organism in Eukaryota, Metazoa, Chordata, Actinopteri, Syngnathiformes, Syngnathidae. Gene Ontology annotation, molecular function: protein binding; protein kinase activity; ATP binding. The transcript is spliced from 15 exons. The record is from RefSeq and is a predicted model, not a curated record. Bases 423 to 2729 code for a protein of 768 amino acids.